Messenger RNA from Hemibagrus wyckioides, 1237 nucleotides. RefSeq lists its product as uncharacterized. Gene Ontology annotation, molecular function: nucleic acid binding. Lineage: Eukaryota; Metazoa; Chordata; Actinopteri; Siluriformes; Bagridae. The record is from RefSeq and is a predicted model, not a curated record. Bases 45 to 1106 code for a protein of 353 amino acids. The transcript has 4 exons.
CUGCAUCCAAGCCAUACAUCACCAAGUGCAAUGCAAAGCGUCGGAUGCAGUGGUGUAAAGCACGCCGCCACUGGACUCUAGAGCAGUGGAGACGCGUUCUCUGGAGUGACGAAUCGCGCUUCUCCAUCUGGCAAUCUGAUGGACGAGUCUGGGUUUGGCGGUUGCCAGGAGAACGGUACUUUUCUGACUGCAUUGUGCCAAGUGUAAAGUUUGGUGGAGGGGGGAUUAUGGUGUGGGGUUGUUUUUCAGGAGCUGGGCUUGGCCCCUUAGUUCCAGUGAAAGGAACUCUGAAUGCUUCAGCAUACCAAGACAUUUUGGACAAUUCCAUGCUCCCAACGUUGUGGGAACAGUUUGGAGCUGGCCCCUUCCUCUUCCAACAUGACUGUGCACCAGUGACCAAAGCAAGGUCCAUAAAGACAUGGAUGACAGAGUCUGGUGUGGAUGAACUUGACUGGCCUGCACAGAGUCCUGACCUCAACCCCAUAGAACACCUUUGGGAUGAAUUAGAGCGGAGACUGAGAGCCAGGCCUUCUCGUCCAACAUCAGUGUGUGAUCUCACGAGAUCGACGUGUUCAGCACGCUCCUCUGAGAAGCAGAGAUGUCGCAAUCGAAAUAUUACCGACUCCGACACCGCAAGUCACGAGCGUGACGCCCAUCUUAAAAGCCUGCGACGCGCCCCGGCGAGCGAAGGGACUGAAAUUCGUCAGAAAGAGCCCAUCGAUAGUGAAGAGGUUGUUUACAAUCCGGCCAAAUCACCCAUGUGUUCGACCAGGGAAGCGGAGCGUGUGAUUAACGAGACUGAAUCGGAGAACACCCCCGAACCGAAUCAGGAAGUGGAGCGACGACGGAGAGAACGUGGACGUCCCGUUAGAGCACUGUUUAAGCACAGGUUUCCUCAGCGACGGUUUAACAGCGACGUCUCUAACAGGGAAGUGAGGCCCGAAUGGUUCCGACGGCUGAGAAUUCCGCAGCCUCUCUGCCAGCGUCGUGAUGGAGGAUUAUUGCGUCUCGCCGAAAUAACGAGCGACUUGAUUCGCGAUCUUAUUCGUGACUACACUGCCACGUUUUCUGACGAGUGUGAAAAGGUUUUGAGUGAAAUAUUUUGAAUGUAUGUUCGCCUCGGUAUAUAUUUUUGACGUUGUGAUUGCAAGGUUAUAGAUAGGGGGCAAUUAUAUAAUAAAAUUGUGCAUGAAAAAAUAAAAAAUCAUUUAACCCUGAGUUAUGACAUUUUAUUUAG